Molecule: messenger RNA, 330 nt
Organism: Lycium ferocissimum
Lineage: Eukaryota; Viridiplantae; Streptophyta; Magnoliopsida; Solanales; Solanaceae
Product: putative germin-like protein 2-2
Exons: 1
Coding region: 1-330 (109 amino acids)
Cellular component (GO): cell wall
Molecular function (GO): manganese ion binding
Source: RefSeq, a predicted model, not a curated record
AUGUAUGUUGAGCUCAUAACUAUCUUGGAGGGAACUAUAUAUGCUGGAUUUCUUGUACCUGCUGCAAACAGCUUUAAGAGUCGUCUCUUCUCCAAAAUCUUGAAUCCUGGCGAUGUGUUUGUGAUCCCACAAGGUCUUAUUCACUUCAGUUAUAAUGUGGGACGUACAAAUGCUACUGUACUCGCUACUUUGAAGAGUCAAAAUCCUAGAUUCGUCAUGAUUCCUAAUUCAAUAUUUGCUUCAAAUCCGCCUAUUCUCGAUGAUGUUCUUGCCAAAGGUUUCCAGCUUGAUAAGAAAGUGAUUAAGCAACUCCGAAAGAAAUUCUCCUAG